CUUCUCUUUCUCUCUGAAACUCUCUACGUGUCUCUGUGUCGCAUGGCGUCACUCUGCUCUGCUUCACUCACGGACCCACCAGUCCCAUUCCCAAAAUAGAGAGCCCCUCAAGCCCAUCGGCGCAUUCACAGGUUUACCACCAGGCGCCCCAAGAUGGCACCUUGUUGUAUAAGCAGCUGCGGAAGCAAGCUGGGCAGAGUUGGAAGAGUGAUGACUAUGGGUUUGUCCACCCAAACCGGUCCCCUGAGACCGUCUUGCCCCUCCCAUUCCUUUUUUUCCCAGUCUUGUUCCCGUCUUUCUUCUCUUUCCUUUUCUUGGUCCCUCUUGGCUUCCUCUAAAGCCCUGCACAGACGAGGAGGGUGCACAAUCCAUAAUAACAAGAACUACCAGACGAUGUCUCAUGGUUGGAGGCUUGUGUGUCUUUCAAAUUCAGCUAAGAUGGUAUUUUACUCCAGAGAUCAGGAUAAUUCUAAUGGAAGUAUCUUAAAAAAUCCAAUUAUUGACCCUCGAAAUGUAGAUAAAGAAGGGGAAAAGGUUUCAAGAAAUUCUAGUGCACCUCCAGUUCAGGAGUUUCAGGGUAGUAAUCCUGAAAGACCUAGUGCUUUUGUGACUGUUGAUGAAAGUACUGAGCCUUGUGUCUUUAGGGAACGGAAAGAACAGAGUAAAGGCAGACAAGUAUCAGGGAAGCUGUGAAAAAUGGUAGUAAUCCACCACAUAGAACGAGUAGUUGUGCAAGCAUGUUUUCUACAAAUGUUGGAUGGCAUGUUUUGGCUCCUAUUCAUCAUGCUGCAUCUGUUUCAGCUUCAAAGCUGGCUUCUGCUAUUCCUUCUGUCCCAGCUUCCGCUGAACUAAAAUGUGGAGGAGACAAAAAUAUAGCUGUGAAAGAUGUGAAUGGUGGGCGAGGUCUAUGUUCAACAGACGACG
Corylus avellana is the source of this 924-nucleotide messenger RNA. The record is from RefSeq and is a predicted model, not a curated record. Lineage: Eukaryota; Viridiplantae; Streptophyta; Magnoliopsida; Fagales; Betulaceae.